Acanthochromis polyacanthus (spiny chromis) is the source of this 2028-nucleotide messenger RNA. RefSeq names its product sodium-dependent neutral amino acid transporter B(0)AT1-like. Gene Ontology annotation, biological process: sodium ion transmembrane transport. The transcript has 12 exons. Gene Ontology annotation, cellular component: membrane. The record is from RefSeq and is a predicted model, not a curated record. Lineage: Eukaryota; Metazoa; Chordata; Actinopteri; Pomacentridae. Bases 112 to 2028 code for a protein of 638 amino acids.
AGCACAACGACUCUUGAAGGUUUGAAAAAGCAGCAGAAACAGCAACUGGGUAUCUAAGGGAGACUCAGUAUUUUUCAAUUCUGUGUCCAGUGAAGUCAGAAAACAGCCACAAUGAACCUGAGGAAGCUGAAGCUCCCCAACCCAGGACUGGAUGACAGGAUUCCAACUCAUGCACAACUGGAGGUGAUGGAAAAGGAGGAGGCUGGGGACAGGCCCAAAUGGGACAACAAAGCCCAGUAUCUGCUCACCUGUGUGGGCUUCUGUGUGGGACUUGGUAAUGUCUGGAGGUUUCCGUACCUGUGUCAAAGCCAUGGAGGAGGGGCGUUUAUGAUCCCUUUCCUCAUCCUGUUGGUUCUGGAGGGAAUCCCACUGCUGCACCUAGAGUUUGCUAUUGGUCAGCGCCUGAGGAAGGGCAGCGCGGGAGCGUGGAGAUCAAUCAAUCCUUACCUGACAGGAAUUGGUAUUGCAUCCAUGUUUGUCUCGUUUUUGGUGGGCAUGUAUUACAACACCAUCAUGGCCUGGAUCAUGUGGUAUCUCUUCAACUCCUUUCAGAGUCCUCUGCCUUGGAGUCAAUGUCCACUCAAUGCUAACAAAACAGGCUAUGUGGAGGAGUGCACACGAAGCAGCACUGUUGAUUACUUCUGGUAUAGAGAGACUCUCAACACAUCAACAGCUAUUGAUGAGUCUGGGGGUCUCCAGUGGUGGAUAGUGCUCGCCCUGGUAGUCGCCUGGAGUCUGCUCUAUGUCUGCUACAUCCGUGGCAUUGAGACCAGCGGCAAGGCUGUGUACAUCACCUCCACUCUGCCAUAUCUGGUCCUCACCAUCUUUCUCAUCCGAGGACUGACUCUCAAAGGCUCUGUAGAGGGAAUCAAGUUCCUCUUCACACCAGAUGUGAAUGAGUUAAUGAAUCCACAAACCUGGCUGGAUGCAGGGGCUCAGGUUUUCUUCUCCUUCUCCUUGGCUUUUGGAGGUCUCAUCUCCUUCUCCAGUUACAACUCUGUUCACAACAACUGUGAGCAGGACGCUGUUCUCGUCUCCAUCAUCAAUGGCUGCACCUCUGUAUACGCUGCAACCGUUAUCUACUCUAUCAUUGGCUUCAGAGCCAUGGAAAACUUUGACAACUGCAUGUCAGACAACAUCUUGAAGCUGAUAAAUGCCUUCAACUACGCUGAAAACAGCAUCACAGAAAGCAACUACAAUGAGGCUGUGAACUACCUCAACCAGACAAAUCCAGAUGUUUUUCAAGGAUUGGACUUACAAACGUGCGACAUGCAGACUUUCCUCAGUCAGGGAGUGGAGGGAACAGGUUUGGCCUUCAUUGUGUUCACAGAGGCGAUUAUCAACAUGCCCAUUUCCCCUCUUUGGGCUGUCCUUUUCUUCAUCAUGCUCUUCUGUCUUGCUCUCUCCUCAAUGUUUGGGAACAUUGAGGGAGUGGUGGUUCCUUUGCAGGACCUCAGAUUGCUGCCACGAAGUUGGCCUAAAGAGGUUUUCUCUGGCCUGACCUGCUUAGUUUCUUUUGCUCUUGGCCUCAUAUUUGCUCAACGCUCUGGAAACUACUGGCUAGCUCUUUUUGACAACUUUGCAGGCUCAAUACCCCUUCUGGUCAUUGGAUUCUGUGAAAUGUUUGCUGUUGUCUACAUCUAUGGUGUAGAUAGGUUUAACAAGGACAUAGAGUUUAUGAUUGGCCACAAACCCAAUAUUUUCUGGCAAGCGACGUGGAGAGUGAUUAGCCCCCUCAUUAUGAUCGUCAUCUUAGUCUUCUACUUUGUCACCCAAGUCACCAAGAAUCUCACCUAUCUGGUCUGGGACCAGGAGGCGGAGGAAUUUCCCACCCUUGCAGCGCGUGCUUUCCCCUCCUGGAUCUACGUCAUUAUCGUUAUCCUGGCUGGUAUUCCCAGUUUAGUCAUCCCCAUUUUCGCUCUCUUCAAAUUCAUCCAGAGGAAAUGCUGCAAGAAGGAGAAAAAGGCUGACUUCAGCGUGGAAACCAUCUCCGCCAAAAUAAUAAUGGAUGACAAAACAAAGUUUUAA